This is a messenger RNA of Athene cunicularia (burrowing owl), 2966 nucleotides long. RefSeq names its product sodium voltage-gated channel beta subunit 3 (gene SCN3B). The record is from RefSeq and is a predicted model, not a curated record. Gene Ontology annotation, molecular function: sodium channel regulator activity. Gene Ontology annotation, cellular component: voltage-gated sodium channel complex. NCBI's taxonomy places the organism in Eukaryota, Metazoa, Chordata, Aves, Strigiformes, Strigidae. The coding region runs from base 60 to 707 and encodes 215 amino acids. Gene Ontology annotation, biological process: ventricular cardiac muscle cell action potential; sodium ion transport; regulation of heart rate by cardiac conduction. The transcript is spliced from 6 exons.
CGGCGAGGAGGGAGCGGGACCCGCUGCCAGGCGGAGCGGAGUCGCCCCGGCUCGGAGCAAUGGCUGCGCCGCCCAGGCUGCUCUGUGCCUCUUGGCUCGCGUUGGCGCUCUGGGCUGGUUUUUGUUCUGCAGUAUGUGUUGAAGUUCCCUCCGAGACAGAGGCUGUCCAAGGAACACACAUGAAGCUUCUCUGCAUCUCCUGCAUGAAGAGGGAAGAGGUGACAGCCAGCACGGUGGUGGAAUGGUUCUACAGGCCGGAGGGUGGAAAAGAUGAACCUAUCUACGAGUACAGGAAAGCCAACCAUGAAUUUCCAAGCCGCUUCAGUGGCCGGUUACAGUGGAACGGGAGUAAAGAUAUGCAGGAUGUAUCCAUCACUGUGUUAAAUGUGACCCUGAAUGAUUCGGGGAUCUACACCUGUAACAUCACCCGGGAGUUUGAGUUUGAGAUUCACCGACCUCUCUUCACCAGCUCCAGACUGAUCCACCUCACCGUGGUGGAGGAGGCUGGAGAAGACUUCACCUCUGUCAUCUCGGAAAUUAUGAUGUACAUUCUGCUGGUCUUCCUCACCUUGUGGCUGCUGAUAGAAAUGGUGUAUUGCUACAGGAAAGUCUCUAAGGCAGAGGAGGCUGCCCAGGAAAACGCGACAGACUAUCUCGCGAUUCCAUCAGAAAACAAGGAAAACUGCGCCGUGCCUGUGGAGGAAUAGCAGAGAGGAGCCAGCGGAACCAACGGCACCAAGGGGCUCUGAAGACAGAAGGACCACGUCAUGCCAGCCAGGUUUGAGGGGGAGCUCUGCGCCGUCGGGAGGAAAUACGGGGAAGUGUAAAUUCUCUUCCAUUUGCCUUGGACUCUGUACAGCCUUGACUUUGGCCUCAUGACUCCAUUCUGAGCUGCCAGCCCAUUUGCUAAAGGACUCUUCUUUUUGAAGCAUGCUGAGCAAAGGGCACAGGGGUGUGGGCAGCACGGCUCCUUCCCAAGUUUCAGCCCCAUCAUCACGUUAAUGGCUUUGUAAAUGUUGUCAUUUCUUAGCUGCUGUCACCACCACCUUUAUUUGCUAAAUAUGCUAGUUCUCCAUUGCAGAGGUAAAGGGUAUGUAUGCCAUGUUACUCUGCCCUGCAGGACGGAAUGAGGUCAUCUUAGGGUGAUCUGCCAUGUGUUACAGCCCAAGCAGCCUUCUCGGUGUUAAAACAGAAAAAAUUUAAUUAAUUAGCUGCUGCUUGGCAAGUUGCUCUGGACUCUGGGAUGCCUGCGCGCGGGCAGAGUAGGAUGAGGACUGUAAUGCAUUAGAACUGUUGAAAAUGUGUAGUAGGGAGGAUGAGUCCCUGUGCCAUGUUCACACUUGCUUCUGGAGGAGGGAACUGAGAAUAUAGAUCCUGAAAUACUGCUACUUUGGGAGGCAGUCUGAUGUAAGUAUAAGAAUCCCCUGUAUGGUCCCCCCGCCUUUCAUUGAGCAAGUGUCAAAAUUCUUAGUUUCUUCCAUUUGCCUUGCACAGCAGGUUUACUCUUCAAGUAGAUGGAGACAGAGUGACAGGAAUAACCCGCGGAGCUGUGUUCUGCAAGGACAGGCACGCCAGUAGGACGAGCUUUCCCGAAAGGAAAACAGCCUGAUGCAAGUAGGCAAGGAAAUGAAAUAGCACACACAGCCCUCCCAGGGAAAGGAGGGGCGGCUUUGUAAAAUGGUAGUACCUUUUGGAACUGUGACAGUCUUCUCAUACUAUAGUGUAGCACCACCUAGAGGAAUAGACAGAAAACGCUUAUUUUUUUCCUAGUUAAUCGUUAAUUCUUUCUUGCGAUAAUUAGUCACUGGUUUGACUAGUCAGCAUGCGAUGUAAGUCGUCCCCCACUGCACAGGAAUCGCACCGUAAAGUCAGUGUUUCCCAGGCAAACUUACCUUUUCUGUUGUAGUGGUCUAAAACCAGAGUAAAACUUGUUUCCUGGCCUCAAAUAUAGAUUAGUUGAGCUUAACAACUAGAAUUACAAGGAGAAAAAAACAAACAAACAAAAAAAAAAACAACAAACACAACAAACCCAAACAAACCAGAAGUGUUGGCCAGGGUGGAAUUGUACCCUAAGACAAGACAGAGGAAGGUUGUUUUGUUUCAUAUAGCAGACGUUGUUACAUCCCUGCUGCAAUGGAGCCUAUACUGCUUGCAAGAGUUGACAAACCGCUUCUAAAUAGUUACAAAGUGCUUGUGAAUCAAGGCAUGCUCCCACCUAUGGAAUUUCCUCUGCUUUGUUCUGCUGCUUUUUAUGUGUUGCUAAAAAUCACAGAAAUUACUCCGUGACACAGUCAGGCCCAGGCCAGCUCUCUAACUGGCACUUGUUCAGAAUUCCUGUUUUAGUGGUGAACUACCACACUGCAAUCUUCACAGUAGGAUCGCUCUCAAGUCUAGAGCCGAGUCCGGCAACUCGAGCGCAUUUUCCAGAUGAAGCACAUUUGUAGUCUGGGCACCGGUUCCUUAAAAGCUAAUAUCCAAAAGAGGAAAAAUCCAGUUGGAUGUCUUCAUUUGCCCUAAGCCACCUUGCCUGGCCUCAGGGAGAUUUUGGGCAUAAUCCUCACUCUAAACCCACAGCAACAGAGGAGGGACUAGAUUGUCAAUCCAGAGUUUCCGUCACUGACCACGGCACUGACGCCCCUGGUGAUUCUUAGGUAAGGUCAUGUAACCUCUCUCCCACUUCAACUCUGCUCCUCAGACCCCGUGAAGCAUUGAAAACUCUCUGGUGUCAUACUGUUCAGUCAAAAAAGGAGUAAAUGCAGAACAUUUUGAGAGCUACCUCAGGUGGUAAAGAAGGGCCAUCCUCUAGUCCUGCACCUUCCGGAUCUCACACGCAUCUUCACGAUGCUUUUUUUGGAACUAUCUUACACUUUUCCAGUUCCUGCAGAUAUGACUAUUGCCCUGUGGUGUUCUAGGUAGGAGAAAACAGUGUGUAACUUUUGCUCAAGGUUCUCAUAGCAAAAAAAAAA